Fopius arisanus is the source of this 1282-nucleotide messenger RNA. RefSeq names its product tubulin-binding cofactor B (gene TBCB). The record is from RefSeq and is a predicted model, not a curated record. Gene Ontology annotation, cellular component: nucleus; microtubule plus-end; cytoplasm. The coding region runs from base 362 to 1096 and encodes 244 amino acids. The transcript is spliced from 6 exons. Lineage: Eukaryota; Metazoa; Arthropoda; Insecta; Hymenoptera; Braconidae. Gene Ontology annotation, molecular function: microtubule plus-end binding; alpha-tubulin binding. Gene Ontology annotation, biological process: post-chaperonin tubulin folding pathway; tubulin complex assembly; cytoplasmic microtubule organization.
GUUCAGGAAUAUUCAUUCGUCCAUUCUCAACAAUUACAAGUAAUAUUCCAGUAACCAAGCCUCUAAAACUAUAUACGCAUUCUAGAGAAAAGAGAGUAAUUCAUAAAUUCGAUAAUUACCGAAAUUAGUGGUGAUUGAAAUAAUUGACUGCAAUCCGAUGUUCCGAUAGUGGAUUUUGAAAAAUAGUGUGAUAAAAAAUUCUACCGCAGCUCCUCUGUGGAUUGAUGGAGAACCACUGGGGAUCAGCGCGUCAGCUGAUUCGCAGAAAAUUUGGUUCGUAAUUGGAAGUCGUUGUGCAUUUCAAACAGACAGGCCUGUGAUACUCGAUUAAUUCAAUUUUAUUGCGAUUAUAAUCAAGAGGAUGGCUGAAUACACGGUGAUCACCUCAGAUUUCGUGAAUCUAACUAUUUCGAAUUCCGGACAGCAAUCGUGCUCCGUCGAGAGAAGAUUUCAGAAGGGAAUUACCAUAGAUGACUUUAAGGGAAAAUUGGAGCUACUGACAGGAGGUAAUCGUGCCACGAUGAAACUGGAGGUCUACGACAAGAAUAAUCAGUCAGUCUGCAGUCCUGAUAAUGGAUCACGUCUCCUAGGGUCCUAUCCCAUCGACGAUGGCAUGAGAGUUCAUGUUACUGACACAUUCAUUCGUCCAGAGGAGGACUUGUCGAAGGUGGAAAAAUUCGAGAUAUCUGAGGAGGAAUAUUCAAAGCGUCCAGACACCGUUAAGGCAUUUCUGGCGAAGAAUAAAUUGGGAAAAUAUAAUGAGGAAGAGCUUAAGAAGAGGGAGGAAGAGAAAAAGCUCGAGGAAGUUGCAGAGGAGGCGCUUGCUCUCACAAUUAACGUGGGUAAUCGCUGUGAAGUUUCUGUGCCUUCAUUUCCAAAACGAAGAGCAACCGUGAUGUACGUUGGCAAAACAGAUUUCAAAGAGGGCUGGUGGGUUGGAGUUAAAUAUGACGAGCCAUUGGGGAAAAAUGAUGGAUCCGUAAGUGGAAAGAGAUACUUCGAGUGUCCUCCCAAAUACGGAGGAUUCGUGAAACCUGCGUACAUCAAAAUAGGAGAUUUUCCAGAAGAGGAUUACAAUCUCAACGAGGAGUUAUAAAUAUCAAAGAUUUUCUAGGCUAAUAAAUCGUAACGUUUUUCAUUUUUGAUACAAAAUCGUACUGCUAACGUUUUUUAAUUACAUCGACUAGAUAGAGAAUUAAUUUCUUUAUGUAGCUUUCCAUAUUUUCAAUCGAUAGGGAAAAGAAUGCAUCGACUCAUCAAAAUAAAUGCACACUAUUUCUAA